Molecule: messenger RNA, 606 nt
Organism: Soboliphyme baturini
Lineage: Eukaryota; Metazoa; Nematoda; Enoplea; Dioctophymatida; Soboliphymatidae
Source: the annotation of a GenBank genome assembly
AACUUCAACAUGCUGAACAACAGUUUGCCAAUAGGUGCUAACACUCCAGGAAACCCACCGUUAAGCAUUUCUACCCGAGGUGGUCUCGACUACAUGCGCAAGAUAUCGUGCAAAUACCAUCGGAUCCGAGAACUGUACAAUCGCUACAAAGAAAACGUUAGUGGUGAGUUGAUACGUUUGCUCGGUUGCGGUAAACAGGAACAAUGGUUGCAGGUAAGGUCGGACAUCGAGAACUUUACCGACUCCUGGCACGCUCUGGUUCUGAAGUGUGUCAGCAUCAUUUCUUCAAGGUCUCAUUACGCCAACGUACUGAUCGCUUCGUCGUCCCUGAUUCCAGCCUAUGCGAAGUUGCUGCUCUACGGAAUGGCGUCGUUCUUUCCCUUGGAGAAUGUCUACAGCUCAGUGAAAAUCGGAAAGGAAGCGUCAUUGCAACGCAUACUCAGCAGAUAUGGCAAGAAAUGCACCUACGUCAUAGUGGGCGAUGGCCGUGAUGACGAGAUCGUGGCAAAGCAGGCAAAGACUUUUCUGCAGUUCCCGUUAUGGAGGGUGACCGUGCAUUCGGACCUGGUCGCCUUGCAUCACGCGCUGGAGCUGGGGCAUCUGUAA